AUGCCGUCCUCUCGCUCAGCAUUCUACGCAGCGGCUGUAGUCGUCACCCAGGUGGCUGUUGCGGCCAAUGUCCGGACGACGACUCCGCAUAUGGGCUGGAACAGCUACAACUACUACUCCUGCAAUCCCACCGAGGAAAUCAUCAAGGCCAAUGCUCAGGCCCUCGUCGAUCUUGGGUUCGCCGACCUGGGCUACAAGCACGUGACGACCGACUGCGGAUGGAUGUCGCGGGACCGUGACUCGGAAGGCCGCUUGCAGUUCAACACGACUCUGUUCCCGUCGGGUGGCGUGGCGUUGGGCGAGUUCAUCCACGGACUGGGCUUGAAAUAUGGCUUCUACUCGGGUGGAGGGUAUCUGCAAUGCGGUAGCACCGACUUGCCAGCCAGUCUAGGAUAUGAGGAGAUAGAUGCCCAGUCGUUCGCAGACUGGGGUGGCGAUUCACUCAAGUACGACAACUGCUAUCCUACAGACAAGGUCCUGAUGGCGGACUACGACUCGGCCGAAGCAGCGUCUCCAGCCCGCUUUCAGACAAUGGCCGCUGCCCUCGAUGCCGUUGAUCGCGAUAUCAACUAUUUCAUCUGCCAAUGGGGCGUUGGGACCAACGUCGGCGCGUGGGCAUCUGCCAUCGGAACAUCGUGGAGAAUGAGCAACGAUAUCUACAACGCGUGGCGAAGCAUAUGGCGCAUAACCAACCAGGUAGUCCCGUACUACAAGUACACAACCGUCGGCGCGUAUGCCGACAUGGAUAUGCUGAUUGUUGGACUCGAUGCCUUAUCCCUUGAGGAAGAGCGUUUCCACUUCGGCAUGUGGGCCAUCAACAAGUCGCCGCUCGGUAUCGGCGCGCCUCUGGAGCCCUCUCUCGCGCCUCAGGACUCGCUCAACAUUCUGGGAAACGCCGAGGUCAUCGCCCUCAACCAGGACCCGCUCGGCGAGCCUGCCAGGCUGGUCCGCCGCUUCACGGAAGAGGAGUACGACAUUUGGGCCGGUAACCUUUCGAACUCGCGAUUGGUGAUCGGUAUCGCGAACUGGCGCAAUGCCUCCCAGACUGUGGCGCUAGACUUAGGUUCGCUGCUCGGCGUCGCAUCUGCCAGUGCUCGCGAUGUCUGGGCCGCGGCGGAUCUAGGCACGCUGUCAGGCGUGCAGACGCUGCAGCUUGCGGGACACGAGUUGAAGCUCCUUGUCCUGUCAAACGUGGUUUCGUCAUCAGACUCGAAGCCCCAGGCAGCGGGCUACUACACGGCGGCAUCGGGUGCGGCACUGUCCGGACGGGCGGCCGUCGCGGGCUGCGGCGCCAACACCUGCCUGCCCGCAGGCCAGAAGGUCGGCGACAUCUACCCCGGGUCGGCGGUCACGUUCGGGUCCGUGAGCGCCGCGACCGCAGGGACCAAGCUGCUGGGCGUCGACUUCAUCAACUACGAGAUCGCGCUCGCCACGGCCUGGGACUGGGGCUCCAACACGCGGAACCUGACUGUCAGUGUCAACGGAGGGGCGGCCAAGCGGUGGGCAUUCCCCAUCUCCGGGGGAGACUGGUCCGAUACGGGACGUCUGGAAAUUGAGGUUGAUGGCUUCGAGGCGGGUUCUCAGAACGAGGUCGUGUUUGCUGGGUUUGGCAGCAACCCUGGCCCUGACCUGGUUGGGUUCGAGGUCUUUGAAUAA
Messenger RNA from Neoarthrinium moseri, 1656 nucleotides. RefSeq lists its product as uncharacterized. Gene Ontology annotation, molecular function: hydrolase activity, hydrolyzing O-glycosyl compounds. The transcript is spliced from 5 exons. Gene Ontology annotation, biological process: carbohydrate metabolic process. The record is from RefSeq and is a predicted model, not a curated record. The coding region runs from base 1 to 1656 and encodes 551 amino acids. Lineage: Eukaryota; Fungi; Ascomycota; Sordariomycetes; Amphisphaeriales; Apiosporaceae.